AUGGGGCAGGUGCUGGCGCAGCAGGGUGGUGCUCGCAACGCCGCCGACAACAACAACAAUGGGGGUCGUCGAAGGGGCGGCAACUCAGGCGUGUACUUUGGGGAGAACUUUACGCUGGCGGGACAAGAGUUCCAGAGCAUGACCCCGGAGUCGUUUCUGUUUGGUGACAUGGCUGACCUCAACUUCCUCUCCCAAAUCUCCGGCACCAUGCCGCGGGUGCCGCCUCAGGUGAAGCACACGAACACGCUUCGUGCGCUCGUCAACGUGCACAAGAACUCCAUCCGGCUUGUGAGGCACGCCAACAGCGACGGGCCCAUGGACGAGUAUCAUCUCGUCUUCAACUUUGACGCUGAUUGCGACUGCACCGUCAAGAUCCAUCUCUUUGCCGAGGAAGUUCUCUCCUCCUCCUUUCUCGACUUCCGUCCGUAUUCGACUGGCCAUGUGCAGCUCAAGGAUGACACGCAGCACUUCAAAGCAGGCCUCACUCAGACGUAUGGCGAGCCGUCGCACGCACUGAAGGGGCUGCAUCAGGUGAGCCAGGGCGACCUCGACUACACCAUCAACGACGGCAAACUCUUCUUCCCGCUCGUCAUUGAGGUGUGCGCCGACCCGUCCUCGCUCGCCUCCUCCUCCACCAAGCACUGUCAGGUCACCUACUGCGCAUUCGAGAAGGGUGACGAUGAGAACGCCCCCAUCACAGUGCGCGUCGUCGCGCAGAAAGUUCACAUUGACGGCACGACAUAUCUGCUGCGUGAGAUCUACGGUCUUGAGCAGAAGGAAGACAGCAACGGCAAUGGUGAUGGUGAUGGUGAUGCAACGGCGGGCGGUGCGGCGUUCAGCGACGCGGACAGCGAUGACGAAACCGAUCACGACUGUGUGGUGUGCAUGUCCUCCCCGAUGGACACGAUGGUGCUGCCGUGCCGCCAUCUCUGCCUGUGCAACGACUGCGCGGAAGUGCUUCGAUUUCAGUCAAGCAAGUGUCCGAUCUGCCGGGCCGCGUUCCAUUCGGUGCUGCGGCUGCAGGUCGCGAAACGCGUCGAGGACCUCAGCGAAGAGCAGCUGGAGGAGCAUGCCGACGGGCAGGAGGACACACCUGCCGGGUACUGCGCUGUUCCGAUCGUGGAGGCCCUGCACUCUCGUCCGAGCACGAGCGGUGGUGGCAGCGGCUACCUCACUGUCGCCGCUGCUGAUGGCGACGAUGGUGACGAUGGUGAUGGUGGUGGACGUGGUGCGAGUCGUGCGUCGUCGUCGUCGAUGUCGUCACGACAGCUUGAGGAGAGCACGGGACACGGCGAUGGCAGCGUCACAACAGCGACCACCGCGCUCACAGCAGCCACGAUUGACGAGAUUAGCGGCGGUGGUGGCAAUGGCAGUGAGCAGGUGGAGCUGCUGGAUAUGAGCAGAGGAGACGAUGGUGUGCACACGCGCGCGUCAACAGACUCGUCGUCGUCAUCAUCAUCGUCAUCCCUCACGCGCACGACAAUCAACGUGCAGCCGUCACCAUCUUCGUCACCGUCGCGACAACGCGAACACACGGAGGUGCACACCACUGGUGGUGGUGGUGGUGGUGGUGGUGGUGGUGGUGGUCAACGGGGCCCUGCAUCGGCCCCACUGGCACCAUCAUCAUCAUCGUCGUCGUCGUCGUCGUCGUCGGCAGCACCACCGCGACUGCCGCCACUGCACCACACGCCGGCACACCUGCCAGACCUCCCCAUGUCACACACACACGCGCCGCUGCCGGCUGUCGCCCUUGAUCAUGGCAACGACCCUGACGAUGACGAUGAUGAUGAUGGUGAUGAUGGUGAUGAUGAUGGUGAUGGUGGUGUGAGCACGCCAGGACAACGCGCUGACCGCAACCGCAGCAAUGACGUGGAGAUGCUGGAGAUGCAUUCAGCACAGCAACGGCAGUAG
Molecule: messenger RNA, 1911 nt
Organism: Salpingoeca rosetta
Lineage: Eukaryota; Choanoflagellata; Craspedida; Salpingoecidae
Exons: 12
Coding region: 1-1911 (636 amino acids)
Biological process (GO): protein ubiquitination
Cellular component (GO): cytoplasm
Molecular function (GO): ubiquitin protein ligase activity
Source: RefSeq, a predicted model, not a curated record